Molecule: messenger RNA, 6727 nt
Organism: Equus caballus (horse)
Lineage: Eukaryota; Metazoa; Chordata; Mammalia; Perissodactyla; Equidae
Gene: MOB1B
Product: MOB kinase activator 1B
Biological process (GO): hippo signaling; positive regulation of protein phosphorylation
Cellular component (GO): nucleus; cytoplasm
Molecular function (GO): protein kinase activator activity
Source: RefSeq, a predicted model, not a curated record
GGGGGGGGGAGCUGCGCUGCGGCCGCGGCGGCUGUUCUCCCGGGAGCGAGCGAACGGCCCUUUCCCCGCCUCCCUUUCCUUCCCCUCCCAUUGACUGAUUCAAGCCGAGCGCUUCCCACUUCCGCCCCCUCUGCCUGCCACUGGAACUAGCAAAGCCCAGCAAGUUGCGGCCGCCGACCAGCCGGCGCUCCCCUCCUCCUCUCCUCCUCUUCCUCUCUCCUGUCCUCUUCCCUGGCCGCCGCAGCCGCCGCCGCCCCCGAGGCCUCGUGACGCCGAGCCCGCAGCCCACGCCGCGGCCGACAUGAGCUUCUUAUUUGGUAGUCGCUCCUCUAAAACAUUUAAACCAAAGAAGAACAUUCCAGAGGGUUCACACCAGUAUGAGCUCUUAAAGCAUGCAGAAGCCACACUUGGCAGUGGCAACCUCCGGAUGGCUGUCAUGCUUCCUGAGGGGGAAGAUCUAAAUGAAUGGGUUGCAGUGAACACUGUGGAUUUCUUCAAUCAGAUCAACAUGCUUUACGGAACAAUCACAGAUUUCUGUACAGAGGAAAGUUGUCCGGUGAUGUCAGCUGGCCCAAAAUAUGAGUAUCAUUGGGCAGAUGGAACAAACAUAAAGAAGCCUAUUAAGUGCUCUGCACCAAAGUAUAUUGAUUACCUGAUGACUUGGGUUCAGGAUCAGUUGGAUGAUGAGACGUUAUUUCCGUCAAAAAUUGGUGUCCCAUUCCCGAAGAAUUUCAUGUCGGUGGCAAAAACUAUACUCAAACGCCUCUUUAGGGUUUAUGCUCAUAUUUACCAUCAGCAUUUCGACCCUGUGAUCCAGCUUCAGGAGGAAGCUCAUCUCAAUACGUCUUUCAAGCACUUUAUUUUUUUUGUCCAGGAAUUCAACCUUAUUGAUAGAAGAGAACUUGCACCACUCCAAGAACUGAUUGAAAAACUCACCUCAAAGGACAGAUAAAAGGAUGCAGAGCUGUGUGAAUUGUUCCUCAAAUGAAACUGAGGAGUGUAUUUGGAUUUCGUUGUAUUUUAUUUUAUCUCGGUUGUUUUUGUCUUAGGUUUGGGGGGCUUGUUUGGGUUCCUUUUUCUUUAUUCUGAAUAAAUGAAACCAUAUUCAUAUUCUAUUGCUAGAGGAAGCCAAGAACCACUCUCUAUACAUUUGAUGGGGUAAAUUUUGUUUUAGUGGCAUAAAGUUUUUUUUUUAACCUGGUUUUGGUUACUUGUGACAUUUUUGAUGAUACUGUGUGUUGAAAGAAAAUGCUUAUUGAUUGGACUGCUGAUGGAUGGGGGUUGUGUGUUGUGUAAAUUCUGGCCGAUUUUUGAAGUCCCCAAAAGACUUAUGUUUUUAAGUGCCUUGGCAGGCUCACUUCUGAGGUGCAAAGCACAGACAUGGAACUGAACAGGACUUGAAACAAUAUUAGGAUCACUAUCCAGGGCACUUACUGAUGCAUGUUUUAAAAUACCUAUGAUAAAAGCCAUAGUUUACUUAAAUUGGUGAUUUCCAGCUUUUACUACAUUGAAAAACACAAUUUGUAAAGGUGUGCAUGUAGAACAUACAAAAUUAGUAUUUCUUAAUUAUUUUUGAUAUUGAUGGUAAUUCUGUUCAAAUACCUAAAGUUCUACAAGCAGGUCUUUGUCCAUCUCUUGAUAUCUGUGAUAUUGAAACUUCAGGAUGUUGAAAUGUAAAUACCUAUUGGAUUUCGGCUUCUUUCUACAUGUUAACUGCACUGUGGGUAUAAAAAUUCAGGUUAUAUGUAGGUUUGCCAUCUUCAGAGGUGAUGCUGAACUGUGAGAUUUCUUAGCAAUUGCCAAAUGAGCCAUAAGUCUGCAGCAUCCCCUUCCACUUUGAAGAGGAGGGGAUAGGAGUGUGUGUUUGUUUGUGGAGGUUAAUUUGUAUGGGGAGUUAGGGAUGGGGUUAAGUACGGGGAGUCAAGAAAGUCCUGUCUUAAAACCCGUGAAUAGAAUGGCAUGGAGAUUUUAAUCAGUUUCUUGUAAACAAAGUCUUAGAGACUUCCUUUUAGGAAUCCACUUCCAUGAGAAGUUAAAGAUAAAUUAUUAAUUUUAGGUAUAGACAUUAAACAUGGAAUUUAAGGACUGUUUGAGGAAAUUAAUCACUUUCCAGCAUUUCCAUUCAAUGAAUGGAGCUGGUGUUUGCCUGUCAUUUUAAAAUGAUACAGUACCUUCUUUGCUUAUUAUUGUCUCAAUUUGAAGCAUUCUGCCUUCUGAUUUUUCCACUAUGAAAGGAAUUUUUUUUUGCAGUGAUAUUAAACAAUGAAAGUGCUAAUUCAGUAAUUAACUUUUACAUUUUAUUUGCCAUGACUUUCUAGUGAAUUAUCCCCAUAAGUAAGAAGUUUGGAAACUUAGUUUUUAAAAUAAAUAUUACCUUUUCACUUUAGUUUUAUUCUUGAGAAAUAUCCUUUUCAGACUUCCAGUUUUAAUUGUCAUUUCUGAUAAGUAUGUUUCCUUCAGUUAGAAAUAUAUACUCUUCCUUCGGUUAGAAGUAUAUACCGUUUUUCUUGUAGAAUAGAAAUCUUGCUCUGAAAUUGUAUAGACUAAAAACAGUAGAAAAGAAUCUAAAAUGAAAUCAGUUUGUUUUUGCCAUUAACAAGUAAAGCAGUAAUAUAAUUUAUUGCCAUUAUAAUUAUGAUCACUAGGAGCUCCCUUUUUCUCCACUUCAUUUCUAAUAGUCAUUCCGCAAGUACCAACAGUGGCAGUAACAGGAGAGCCUGGCAGAGGCAAAUAUAUUGGAGAUUCAUUGGUAAUGCUUAUUUCUAAACUGCAGUGAGAACUAGCUGAUUUCCUUAGAAUAAAUCUUUUAGUAUCCAAAUAGGUAACAUCAGCAACUAUAGGUUGAUUCGCAAAUAAAAUUUUCUAUCAAGUGAUUUGGGGUCCUGUUUAGCAAAAUGAACCACGUGAUUACUCAGUAGUCUUCCGUACUGCAUUUAACUUCGUAUCAACCUAGUAACAAAGGGGUUUCAAUAGCCAAGUGUAGAGAGAAUAGUGAAAAAUUUUCUUGCUCUUUUAAGCCUUAUACAGUAGUACACUGUAAAAAAUAGGAAAAUGUUUCUAUAAAUUAUUGUUUAGUAGUAGGACCUACUUUCCCACUGUAUGUAGAUAGGAGUUUGUUGUCACUGUGCCAGAAUCUCAGGUGCCUGCUUCUGAGUAUUCCUUUAAACAGAGGUAUUGGGAAGUAAGGAGAUAUGUGUGUGUAUAUAUAUGGUAACAAAGUGGAGAAGUUCUCCCAGGGAGAGGCCUGGCGUUGUACAUGAUGUUACAUGGCUACAAGUAAGGAGAGACUCACCAAAGCAAGUGAGAAAUAACUGAUUUGAGAAAAAGUGGCUUUGAUUUGUUUGGUUCCCAUGAGCAUUAGUAAGAUGCCCUUUAUAAAAUAAGGAUCAAAUCUUGGUUUUGCAGCAGAGUUUGCUUAUAAACGUCUAUUGGAAUUGUUCCAAUUCUUUCAAUUUGUAAAUGAUCAAGAUAAUGAUUUCCCUCCUGCUCUUUACACAGAGAUAUAAAGCAGAAGGUGGUUUUCUCAUCUGCUGAUAAAAGCAUAAAAUAUAAAGUAGUAGGUUAACAUAGUAUUAUUGGCACAAUGCUUUGGUUAAAUGUUGAUAUGAAGCAAGUUUUAGGAAUUAUUUUAAAUGAUGGAGUAAUGGUGGUACAGAGAAAUUAAUAACAAAGAGUGAAAAUCUUGUAGUUAGCGGUAGAUGGUGCUACUGGCUUGCAUUUGCUGGCUUAUGAUUCUGUUUCCCAUAAAAACCAUGGCGUUAGACUGCACUGAAACAGUGAGCAUGCAUUAGUUAGUGGGAGAGGCUUUGGAGGUGCGUUUACCUCCAAUUGAAAGAUUUUAGGUUGUGCUCUUUCUCUACCUUUGUUUGUCAUUUGUAACAUUCUGAAUAGUAAAGCGUAAAAUGCAGUAGGGAGGAGAAGACAUGGUCAGUGUAUAAUAUAUCUCAGACUGAGUUACUGCCUGGCUUAUCAGGAAAGAUAAAGCACUACAAUCUCUUAUUUUCAGGAAAUACAGAUGAUGUGGAUAUUUAUAUUUUACAUAUAAUCACUAGACUCCAUUUAUGUACUAGCAUUUUCCUUGCUUAUGGGAAAAUAGCAUAAUGACAGAUUUCCUUUAUACCUUUGUCUACACCCUCUCUGAGAGAGGUUUUGAUAACCACUGAAAUGGUAAAAUAUGUGAGAUACAAUUAUUAAGUUGUAGGACUUUCUUUUAAAAUAAAUGUCAUACCUUAAAUAUCCAAAUGAGAGUUGAUCUUUAGAGUGGUUCCUUUGGAAGCACUCCUUAUUCCAGCUGUGCUGCAAAGGUGUAAUGUUUUGGAGAUGCUUUGAGAGAUGCCUUGAGAAUUGGAUUAUGAUUAUGCAAGAAAAUCUAUUUUAGUUGCACCAAAAACGUGCUUGACAGCUUAAUAUGACCUAUCUCAUUCACAAAACCAACUCUACUUUGCUGCUUUCUUAGAACUAAACCAUUAGGGAAGUUCAAAAGAACUUCCUGCCACAGGCUCUGAAUUUGCAGAGGAGAAUGUUUUGAGCAUCGGAAUGGUUUCCCAAGGUCACUGCUUUGAAGAGGACAGUAUCAUUUGGAUGAAUAGGUUAUAUUUUACUUUUUUAAAUUUAGUUUAAUUACCUUGCAGUUAAAUAUGAUAAUAGAAAAAAUCAAUGUCUUUCUCUUGUUUUCUAUUUUCUGUUCCUUUCCCUGAUAAUUUUUGAAUUCUAUCUUGCCUGCUGUAGGAUAGUUUUGAUUGAAGGGAUAGUAAGAAAAAAUAGAUCCAAUAUUUAAGAUAGAAGUAGCUUAAGGGAACAAUAGCUUUUACCUCCAUCCUUUCUUUAAAACAUAUUUUUGCUCAAACGAACAAUUUGAAUUUAAAGACUGGAGAUCAUUGUACAAAGAAAUUGGAAUAAAUUUUAUAUAUAAAUUAUGCUGAGUUUUAAGCCUACAUAUUACAGAUCAAGUAUUUAAAAAUUGUAUAAUCAUUUUAUAUAUUGUUUGUAACUUUAAAAUUUUGAACAUCUUUUUAAAAGAUAUGGGACCAGAAAUGUAUUUGUAAUUUGAAAAUGUGACCGCAUAUACUGAGAGGAAAACUUAACUUAUUUUGAAACUUAUCUGGGUUUUGAAAGAAUAUACCAAUUCUUAGAAACACUAUUCUAGAUCUUUACUUUAGGGACCACUCCUAAAAUAAUUUAAAUAUCUGAGUUUUGUCAUAAUGUUAAGAUUCACCAUUGGAAUUACUGUUGUUCAGCUAUCAGUUUAGUGGUGUAUGAGAUAAACGUUUAGAGGUAAAGCUAUCUCAAGAUUUAGUGAAAAAGUUUAAUUUUAAGAUAUAAUAACAAUUCUGACUAAAGACAGUUUGAAUUUUUAAGGCUUUCCUAAUAAGCUAAUCAUAGAGAAGAAUUCAUUUCGAAGGUAUUAAACUGUGCUCCAUGUCUGCCACUUGUAGUUGAACUGAUACUUAAAUUUUGACGAGAGAGAGAAAAAUACGGAUUAAAAUAUGGAGUACUUUCAGUUUUGCAAGUAUGCUGUUUCUUUUUCUGCAUAUUAUACAAUAGAAAAUCUUGGAUUACAGUUCUCAAAGAUAGGUAGUGAAAUCAUUGGCCUUUUCUAACUAUAUGUUUACCUGUCAUCUCCUCCUUGGUGGUAAAUUACUUCCUUACUGCUAUUGAUUUCCUAUAUCCCCACCCCCAACCCCCAAUAUACACUUGGAAAACAAAGGUGAUUUUGCAGUUUCUUAUUGUUAGUGAUUCUGGAGUACUUGCUGUUAAUACAUACGUUUCAGCUGAAAUGUUGAAAGAUGCAAUUUACAUAAGCAUUUUUGGUUUAUUUUGGUUGAUAGCUUUCUUUAAAUUAUGUCACUGAAGCUGAGAUUAUUAGUGAUAUAAAUUUAAAUUUUUGUUAAUAUUUAAUUUCUCUUAUAUAUUAUUAAAUUCUUAUAUGUGAAUGUUUCUUACAGGUUUGCACGUUUUCAUUUUUUUUUGUUUCUGAAAUACUUAAUUGUGCAGGUUGUAAAUUAGUGCAUUUUCAUUUUAAGAACACUUUUUCUCCUUAAAUUGUUCUGCAUAGAUAACUAUUUUUAGGGGAAAUAGUUUUUUACAGCCACUAAAUUGUAUUUGUUAUUUUUGUACAUGCAUAACUCGUGUGGUAAGGGCACUAAUCUUGUGGGGAACACAUAACUUUUGUUCUGUUUGAACUUUUCCUAUACAUUGUUACUUAAAAUUAUCUAGGAACGGCAUCAUAAAAUCUAGGUUGGGAGAGAAUACAAUAAACAUGAGAACACUUAAAGUUUGAAUAGAAAUCAUUUCUGAGGACAAAAGCAAAAGAAUACUGCCAGUGCCAUAUAUUGGAAGCAUAGGGGCAGCGUUCACACUGGGCAAGUUUUGCAGAGCACGCAUAGACAGGGAUCCUGUUCUCACGGAGAUAGGCAGUUUCUCUCUAUCGUAGAGUAGUUAGAAGGGUAAAAUGGUCUAAAACAUGAAAUGCAGUGUGGGCGCUAUGUUGUAAACUGUGCCAAGAUUACUCAAGUUAUAGUUAUUAUUGAUCAAAGUUUAACUGCUUUUUAUUUUAAACUGAAUGUCAGAAAAUCUGUAAUAUGUUUUAAUUGAGAGAUGUAAAUAAUGUAUACAGACUUGUAUGUGAUGGGAUGGGAAAUAUUUAAAGUCUAGGGUUUUUUUAAAGCAAGAAACUGAAUGUUUAUUAAAAAAUUAAUAAAUAGUUAUGUUUGGCCAUGAAUCCUGA